Molecule: messenger RNA, 3123 nt
Organism: Sparassis crispa
Lineage: Eukaryota; Fungi; Basidiomycota; Agaricomycetes; Polyporales; Sparassidaceae
Product: Isoleucine--tRNA ligase, mitochondrial
Exons: 18
Coding region: 1-3123 (1040 amino acids)
Biological process (GO): isoleucyl-tRNA aminoacylation
Cellular component (GO): cytosol
Molecular function (GO): isoleucine-tRNA ligase activity; tRNA binding; aminoacyl-tRNA deacylase activity
Source: RefSeq, a predicted model, not a curated record
AUGAAGCCUUGGUUAUACCAUGCAUGGCGCGUCUAUUAUUCGAAGGACAUAGCAGCACAUGGCUCUCCUCGAAACAUUUUAUCCACUCGGAUUCGCCGUGCGGGGCACGUAGCGGCGAAGUCUGGAAACGACAAAGCAUUCUCAGACACCCUUCUACUCCCAAAAACCAGCUUCACUCUCUGGAAUGAUCCUACACAAAACGAGGCUCUGCGUGCCCGUACGUGCGACGAAUUAUACCGAUGGCAGUGGGAACAUGCUGAUGGUCCACUGUUCGUCCUACACGACGGCCCACCAUACGCCAAUGGCCGGCUGCAUAUCGGGCAUGCCUUGAACAAGGUAGUCAAAGAUAUUAUCAACAGGUAUCAUGUGUCAGUGGGGGAUCGUGUGCACUACUUGCCGGGGUGGGAUUGUCAUGGUCUUCCUAUCGAGAACAAAGUCCUGAAGAAGCUGGGAAAGCAUUCCCGCGAACUGUCAUCCAAUAUAAUUCGCGCAGAAGCUGAAGCCUACGCCCGACAAGAGGUGCAGUUGCAGACGAGCGAGUUCCGGCAAUUCGGUAUUAUGGCGGAUUGGAGUCCAGAAACGACCUAUCGCACACUAGACCCGGAUUAUGAGAUCAGGCAGCUCCGCAUUUUCCAGAAAAUGGUUGAGAAAGGCUUGAUUUACCGGCGUUACCGUCCUGUGUAUUAUUCGCCCUCUUCGCUUUCUGCUCUCGCUGAGGCAGAGCUAACUUACAACGAGAACCAUGUCUCACACACGGUUUAUGUGGCCUUUGAGCUCGAUUCUGAGAGUCCACAUAUGAGUGCGACGCUGCGCUCCCUCAUUGCUGGCCGCAGCAGUGCUCGCGUGCUCGUCUGGACAACUACGCCGUGGACCCUCACUGCUAAUAUGGCUAUUGCGGUUAAUCCUGAUAUGAUGUAUAGAGCAGUUGCGCCAGAUAACUGCCCCUCAUCAUCGCUGACAAUAUUCGCCGUGGAUCGAGAAAGCGCUCUUCUAGACCUGCCAGAGGUGGUAACGCCAUCCAAUAUAUCCGUUGCAGAGGUCAACGGUUCCGAACUUGUUGGUGCUACAUAUCGCCCUCUUUUCGCUUCCCUGCAGCAUACAGAUGUUCCCUCACUGCCCAUCAUACCGUCUUCACAUGUGACCCCGGAUGCUGGUACUGGUCUUGUACACUGCGCUCCUGCGCACGGUGCAGAGGAUUACUCAGUCUUCCAAUCUCUUGGGCUCCUCUCAUCUGACGCCGCGAAGAUUGUAUGCCACGUUGACGGCCUUGGUCGAUUUACACCAGAUGUUGCUGAAGUCGUGGGCGCGCAGGCAGCACGGGCUCUCAUCGGCAAGGAGGUGCUUGGCGACGGAGGAAAAGCAAUAGUCUCGCUCCUUCAAGACACGAAGUUCUUGUACGGGAAGCAGAGGAUUCGACAUCGUUAUCCUUAUGAUUGGAAGACGGAUCAACCUGUGAUCACUAUCGCAACGUCUCAAUGGUUUGCAAACCUUGACAAGGUCAAGGAUGACGCGAUCACUGCCUUGCAGGAUGUUUCGUUCGUCCCUGCUGCCUCACGUCACCGCUUGGAAUCAUUUAUUCGCAACCGCUCGGAAUGGUGUAUCUCGCGACAACGUGUCUGGGGUGUGCCCAUCCCUGCAUUGCAUCACCUACCCACUGAACGCGCAGUGCUCGAUACGGCUAGCCUUGAUCACAUCAUCAGUAUCUUACAGAAGAAGGGAACUGGCUACUGGUGGGAUGGUCCUGUUGAGGAGUUCAUUCCGCCUGCGCUCCGCGAGGGCAUGGACGAGAAACAGCUCGCGGAAAUGUGGCGUAAGGGGACAGACACUCUAGACGUGUGGUUCGAUAGUGGGUCGUCCUGGACGAUGCUUGAGGGUCUGCAUGCAAAGUACGGCUCAGGUGAGGGAGCGAAGGGCAGAACGUUUGGCGCCGACGUGUGCGUGGAAGGUUCCGACCAGCACCGCGGGUGGUUCCAAAGCCAGUUGCUAACCGCGAUCGGUUCGGCGAAGAGCGAAGAACGGAAAGGUUUGAGCCCUUAUGGUACACUAAUCACGCAUGGCAUGGUCCUCGACGAGGCUGGGAAGAAGAUGAGCAAAUCGUUGGGCAACAUCGUCAGCCCAAUGACAGUUAUUCUUGGCGGUGAGGACAAGCGCAAGGAGCCUGCGUAUGGCGCGGAAGUGCUCCGCUUAUGGUCGGCUACUAUGGACUUAACGAAGGACAUGUCCAUUGGACCCGAGGUGCUCUCUCAGUGCUCAAGAGCUCUCCGCAAAAUACGUGGUACUGCAAGGUUCAUCCUUGGUGCCCUAGAGGACAAAUAUCCUGAUUACAAACUGGAUCGCAAGGAUCUCGGAUUGGCUGGGCGUUAUGUUAUGCACGAAUUACUGAAACUUGACAAUGUUGCGCGGGAGGGGUAUGCAGCCUAUGACUUCCCUAAAGUUGUCAAUGCUCUAUCAAACUUCGUGAACAUCACACUCUCCUCGCAGUAUCUGGACAUCACCAAGGAUUGUCUCUACGCUGACAGCAAAGACAGUGUAGAGCGCCGCGUCGUUGUCGGUGUUCUCCAUCAUGUUCUAACCACAAUGACGUCUAUUAUGGCUCCUAUCCUACCUUUCCUAGCGGAGGAAAUUCAUGAGACGCUGGGCAAUGCAAAGGGAGCGUCUGUCUUCUCCCGAAAAUGGACGCCCUUGAACACCGAAUGGCAGGAUGACAAUGCUGAACAAGAUAUGAAUCAGCUAUUCUGUGUUCGCGGUGGAGUGAUGGCUGCGAUGGAAGAGGCUCGCCAAGCAAAGUUGCUCAAGAGUUCGUUGGAAGCCGAAGUAUUGUUGCUUGUACCUGACGAUAUACCAGAGGAGAGCACUUUAAUCAGCUUACUCGGUCGGGAAGAGAACUUCCUAAAAACUCUAUUUAUUGUUUCCGACGCCUACCUGGCUACUGAAGGAUCGCUGGGCACGCAAUCUCCAGAUUGGCUGUAUACAAGAUCCCUUCCGAUCCAGCGGGAUUCUGACCUGGAAAUUCGUGUACUUGUUCGUCCUGCCGCGCUGAGCAAGUGCCCGCGUUGUUGGACGUAUACACGCCCAAAAGACGAUUUGCUGUGCAAGAGAUGUUCCGACGUCCUCACUCACUAG